UUGCGCCAAACUUCUAGGAAAGAUGCCUAAGGGACCCUAGAAGACAUUCCAACUCGAUUCCUGGACAUAUGUGCCGUUAGAAAGGAACAAUGCGUCGAAAAUUUGAGUCAAAAUAUAUCAGUGAAACAUAUAUCUUUUUCUUUCAUACCUCAGAUUUACGGCACAACCACUGGGUGGAUUCUCAUAACGGAGCAGAUGCUCCCUUUGCUGCUCAUUGUGUGUCGAUGGAUGCUACCGAAGGGCGCCAUCACUCGAGAAGAGUUGUCCCAGCUCCUGCUGGUCUACUUCGCCACGGCGUCUGACAUCAUCGAGUUCUUUGACGGCUUCAAGGAGCCCACCAUCAAAUACAAUCGUCCGCUGGUAAUCACCCUCCUCACCCUGUGGAGCUGGAGCCUGCUGCAGUUUUCGCUAGUCAUGACGGCUACCAGGAACGCGGAGACGAAAAUAAUCACCCCCAGCCAAUCAGAGACGGCCACGUCAACGGCGACCGCGGGCCUGAGCAAAGGUCAUCUCCAGAGGGCGGUGUUUAAGCGUUUCCCACGCUUGGCCGUGUCUCGGGUCGUGGUGCCGGUCCAUGGAAGCCAACAGACCCUCCUUGAUGAGUUGAUAAUCCCAGUGAAACCGGAGCACGAGGUGCGAGAGGACGCGACCCCGACCUUCACGUGCCUGGAGAGCGACGUCUGGUCCAUCGUGGCCAGCAUCCUCCUGCAGGACGGGCCCUUCCUGGUCUUCCGCCUGACGCUGAUCGUCCACUACCAAGUCUACAGCCACACCAACAUCUUCUUCACCUGCAAGAACCUGAUCGUGGUCGCCCUACAGGCCUACCGGAUUCUCGUCCUGCGCGAGGAACGGCGAGAAAGGCUGAAACGGGAGAGGAAGAGGAAGGAUCUGCUGGCGAGGAGGCUGGCCGACCUCCAGAGGCAAGGGUUCACUUUCCCGCCAGAACUUACAGUAGAAGACGAGACGUCGAAUUUAGAUCCCUAUGUCGCUGCUUUGCUACCACGCGAAUGAGUUCAUCUUGUUGAUUAACAACACGGACUACAUAUACACCGGCCACCAUUAGCGGACACUGUAAGCAUUUUAAAGUGGUUCGUGUAUUUUGGUCGCCUUACGAGCGCGUACAAUGCAACACCUCAUCAUUGAUGGCCUCUGCUGGUGGUGGCUGGAUUCAAUCCAAUGAUACUUUCAUAAAUGUCAAAUCUGAGGGAGGACCUAGUCCCCCGGUGAUAUGCACGUGUAUACGCAUUGUACUUUCAUUCUCACUGAAUCCAAAUGACACAAACUGCACCCACUGAGGGCGUACCAAGCAUGUGGUCUAUAGAUUGACCAAGAUGAUUAAAGCAUGAAUUUCAGUUUUAAUUUCAUUGAGCCAGCAUUAUAACGUUUUUGACAAAUAUGCAAACUUCUUGUGGUGCUUCUUAUCUUCGUGUUUCAUAUUUUGCCUUUUCUUUAAGUACGAAGUAAAAUUAAUUAUUCUCCAAACCUAAUAGCGCUAUAUACAUCACAAUUUUAUGUCCUUUGUUAUGCAUGUAUUUGGGGUUUCAA
This is a messenger RNA of Patiria miniata (bat star), 1545 nucleotides long. RefSeq names its product transmembrane protein 26-like. NCBI's taxonomy places the organism in Eukaryota, Metazoa, Echinodermata, Asteroidea, Valvatida, Asterinidae. Bases 196 to 1011 code for a protein of 271 amino acids. The transcript has a single exon. The record is from RefSeq and is a predicted model, not a curated record.